AUGUCGGAAGAAGUGCUCAAUUGCGCGCGCUUUGGCGACGACGAGGAGCUCAAGAUACUUCUGAAUGCAGUCGAUAAUGACGCUCGUGACGCGCUGCUCAAUUCUGUCCAGCCCGAGACGCUUAACACGCCACUGCAUAUGGCUUGUGCAAAUGGUCACGUCGACUGUGUCCGCGAGUUACUAAAGCACGGAGCGCGACAUUUGCCAAAUGCUAGUGGGAACUUGCCGCUACACUGGGCAGUUCAGAAUACCCAUCGAGAGAUUGUCAAGUUGUUGGUGGACGGUGUCCAGGACUUGGAUGUGCUGUCUCGCAAUAACUUUGGACGGGGCUGCGUCACAGAAGCUUUUCAAUGUGAUGACCCGGAAAUCCUGACAAUGCUGCUGGAGCACGGCUCGGCAACAGAAGAGCGUCUGGCAGAAGGCACGGGUAUGGGCAACGAUGCUCUGAAGGAAGAGAAGAUUGAGGAGGAUGGCGAGGAGAUUGACAGCAGCACGACGCCAAAGGUUUUGCAAGAGACGGUGCUGGAGUUUGAUUUUGUGCCUGGCUUACCGACGUUACGAGCAAGAGAGCUGGCGCUGGAAUGGAGUAAGGACGCUUUUGGCUCGACUGCUGAGGAGGAUAUCACCGGCGUGUCGAUCUGGUCGGCGGCGCUCAUUCUGAGUCGAUGGAUCAUUGAGCACCGCAAUGUUUUUGAUGGCAAACAGGUCUGUGAACUGGGCUCGGGCUGUGGCGUUAGUGGCCUUGCAGUGCACAAGUAUACGAAUGCCUCGCGUGUGGUGUUGUCCGAUCUGUUUGCGCAUACUAUCGUGAAUCUGGAGCACAAUGUCGAGCUCAAUAAGAUGGACAAGAAUGCCGAAUCGGACACAGAUGUCAAACCCGAGGCCCCCGUUCUCGACUGUUGUAGUCGGUGUGGUACCGUUCAGCGCUUUACACCCGAUAACCCAGAGGGCAAGCUCAUGACGUGCGGCGGCUGCAAAUGUGUUGCUUACUGCUCUCGUGAAUGCCAAAAGAAGGCCUGGAAGAAGCAUAAAUCUGAGUGUAAGGUCAUCCGCGCGCAGCGUGAGCAGACUGAGACUCGGAAGGAGAACAAAGUCCAUGAGAAGGGGAUUGUGCAGGUCAAAGCUAUUGACUGGGCUCAGCGCGAGACCUGGCCGGUUCAUUGUGAUGACGACAAGUUCGAUGUGCUCUUUGGCUCCGAUCUCGUGUAUCAUCAGGAUAUCGUGCCAGUACUUGUGGACGUCGUAGACGGUAUGCUCGGCACCGAAGGUCGAUUCUUGCAUGUUGCUUCUCAAGCACGGCACUCGCUGGUCGAGUUUAAGGAGGCGAUGGAGGCGCGUGGUUUCAGCUGCAACGUGGAGGAAGUACCUGACGAGUACAAGACGAACCCACUGGUGGGCAAUGACGCUGCGACGGAGCUUUUCGCCCUCCACUUCAACGAGAUGAGCGACGUGUACUGCAUCUAUACCUUCACUCGUACUACUCAUUCGCAGAGUAAUUGA
This is a messenger RNA of Peronospora matthiolae, 1500 nucleotides long. The record is from the annotation of a GenBank genome assembly. Lineage: Eukaryota; Oomycota; Peronosporomycetes; Peronosporales; Peronosporaceae.